CUCCUCUUCGACUCUGGAGAGGUUGACAUCGAGUCGAGGGAUAGGAUAGGCCUGACACCGUUAUCACAGGCUUCAGCUAGGGGCUACGGGUCGACUGUCAAGCUUCUUUUAGACUCGGGAAAAGUCGAGAUCGAUUCGAGGGAUAUUUAUAGCCAGACACCAUUAUCGCACGCCACAGCCAGGGGCCACCAGGAGAUCGUCAGGCAUCUUUUGGACUCAGGAAAGGUGGAAAUCGAUUCAAGGGAC
Molecule: messenger RNA, 246 nt
Organism: Ilyonectria robusta
Lineage: Eukaryota; Fungi; Ascomycota; Sordariomycetes; Hypocreales; Nectriaceae
Product: ankyrin repeat-containing domain protein
Exons: 1
Molecular function (GO): protein binding
Source: RefSeq, a predicted model, not a curated record